GUUGGUUGUGUGGAGUCGCUGGGCGCCGGGCUGAGGAGAGAUGCGGCGCCGCUGCUGCUGCCUCCUGCUGCUCCUGGCGCUGCUGUGCGAGCCGGGCCGCGGCGGCGAGCCCGGGCCGGGCGCUGUUACCUGCGGGUCGGUGCUGAAGCUGCUCAACACCCGCCACAACGUGCGGCUGCACUCGCAUGAGGUCAAGUACGGAUCGGGAAGUGGGCAGCAGUCGGUGACUGGAGUUGAAGCUUCAGAUGAUGCUAACAGUUACUGGCGGAUUCGAGGGAAAAAUGACGACACUUGCCAACGAGGAACACCAGUGAAGUGUGGGCAAGCAAUACGGCUUACCCACGUUAACACAGGAAAAAACUUACACACACAUCACUUUCCAUCACCGCUGUCCAAUAAUCAGGAAGUAAGUGCCUUUGGUGAUGAUGGUGAAGGAGAUGACUUGGAUAUAUGGACAGUACAGUGCAGUGGGACACACUGGGAGCGGGAGGAUGCAGUGCGUUUCAAGCACAUAGGAACUGACGUCUUCCUUUCAAUAACGGGAGAACAAUAUGGCCACCCAAUCAGAGGCCAACGGGAAGUUCAUGGCAUGAAUUCUCCUAAUCAUCACAACUACUGGAUGGCAAUGGAAGGCGUUUUCAUUAAACCCAGCAUGGACCCUGCAAAACACGAUGAGCUAUGAAUGGUUAAAGGACUUUAAUGUAUCUGUUAAUCCAGGAGUAGGAGUUGCCAGUCCUGGGUCUCUUGUAAAUAGUCUUGUCUGUUUAACUGACUCUCUGUACAACAGAAGGGCAUUAGGAUAUUCUAGGAAUGCAACACUUCUGUGGGCAACUGCAAUUUCCUGGAUCACAUAUUGAAAUUUGUUUGGCAUAGUAGUGCUUGAAUUUUCUAAUUUAAUUGGUGGAAAAAGCUUGUGUUUCUACUAGUUUUCACUGUAAUUCCCUUUGCUUAUUACUUUCUUCCCCUCUAUCCAAUCCAAAAGGAAGUGACAGAUUUGAAGUAAAGCAUCUCUCUGAUCAAUCUCAAAUAUAAUGCAAAUUUAUAUUUUUGUGUUCCGUCUGCAGUUAUAAUUAAAAUUUUGGAAACUA
Molecule: messenger RNA, 1088 nt
Organism: Gopherus flavomarginatus (Mexican gopher tortoise)
Lineage: Eukaryota; Metazoa; Chordata; Testudines; Testudinidae
Gene: SDF2L1
Product: stromal cell derived factor 2 like 1
Exons: 3
Coding region: 41-682 (213 amino acids)
Source: RefSeq, a predicted model, not a curated record